UUUAUUAUGAGGUGCAUAAAUUGUGAACUUGAUCAUCUACAUGAUUCCAGAAUUUUGCAUGGCUUACCAAGAAAACUUGGAAAUGGGUGGUUCUCAAUUAAAGCUAAAGAACUGGAGCUGUAGGAAACUACUACAACCUUUGACAGGCAAUGCAUGAACCCUCACUUGUGUUUGACAACCUUCCCAAUGCCACAUAAAGUAUCAAUCCUCUCGACACCAUUUUCAUGCCUCGACAGCCUCACCCACCCCAUCUUCAUCGCUUCCUUUGCUGCCCCACAGGAUUCUUCGCUCUACUGGUCAGAUCAGGAUUCCCUUUUCCAAGUACAGUGUCCAGCGAUUGGCCUUAAAGAAGGCCGAUAUGUGAGCUUUUCACGUUCCUACCAACAUUUAAUCUGUGGUGAUUCUUAGUCAUACCAAUCGAACGGCUGGAGACGAAGGAAGGCAAGCCAAGGAACUCCCUACCUGCUCCCCCGUCCCCUAUAUGUACCGUUGAUCUCGGCAGUGGUGCCAUCAGAACGAACGGACUUCAACUAGAGGUCGACAUCAUGAACUCCGGCAACCAAACCGCCCUCUUCUCCUACAGCUCCAAUGCUUCCACCACCGCUAAUGUGGAGAUGGCUCGGAUCUUGACGGAGAUCCAGGUCUUGGAGCUCCUCUUUGCCAUCUCCAUAUUUGUGACCAUCCACUCGCUGAGGCAAGGGAGGGUUCGUGGCCUCGCGGUGUGGCCGGUGGUCGGCAUGUUGCCGUCCCUCCUCCUUGGCCUUCGCAAAGACAUGUACGAGUGGAUCACCGGCAUGAUCGACCGUCAGGGCGGCACGUUCAUCUUCUGCGGCCCGUGGUUCACCAACCUUCACUGUGUCAUCACCGCAGACCCUCGAAACUUGGAGCACAUUCUCAAGACCAAGUUCUCUAACUAUCCCAAGGGCGAGUACUUCCGCGACACUCUCAGGGAUCUCCUGGGCGACGGCAUCUUCAACGCCGACGACGAGACCUGGCGCGGGCAGCGCAAGACCGCCAGCCUCGAGUUUCACUCCUCGGCGUUCCGGUCCAUGACGGUGCAAUCCCUGUUGGAGCUCGUCCACUCGAGGCUCCUCCCGGUGCUGGCGGAGGCCCACGAGCACCGGAAGCCUUUCGAUCUCCAGGACGUGCUCCUGCGACUGACCUUCGACAAUGUGUGCAUGAUCGCCUUCGGCACCGACCCGGGCUGCCUGCGCCCGGGGCUGCCGGAGAUACCUUUCGCCAAGGCCUUCGAGAACGCCACCGAGGCAGCCACCAUACGCUUCCUGACUCCGACGUCCAUAUGGAAAGCUUUCCGCUACCUCGACUUCGGGAUCGAGCGAUGCCUCCGGCAGUCCAUAUACCGCGUAGACGAGUUCGCCUACGAGGUGAUCCGGAGGAGGAAGAAGGAGCUCGCAUCGGGCGAGCCAGAAAAGGCAACCAGAUCCGACAUUCUGACGUCGUUCACGAAGCUAAGUGACGAAACCGGGAACCCAUACUCCGACAAGUUCUUGAGAGACAUAUGCGUCAACUUCAUACUCGCCGGCCGCGACACCUCGUCGGUGGCCUUGGCCUGGUUCUUCUGGCUGCUGAGCCAGCACCAGGAGGUGGAGGACAGAAUCCUCAAAGAACUAAGGGAGAUAAUAGCUGAGAGGGAAGGAGAAGGAGAAGGUGAGUUGGUGUUCAAGCCAGAGGAAGUGAAGAAAAUGGAGUAUCUGCAUGCAGCCUUGAGGGAGUCUCUCAGACUGUACCCUUCAGUGCCAGUGGACCACAAGGAGGUUGUGGAAGACGAUGUGUUCCCUGAUGGCACGGUGGUGAAGAAAGGAACAAAGGUGCUCUACGCGGUCUACGCCAUGGGAAGACUGGAGAGUAUAUGGGGGAAGGACUGCAGGGACUACAAGCCGGAGCGGUGGCUCAGGAAUGGGCGCUUGGUGAGCGAGUCAGCGUACAAGUUCCCGGCCUUCAACGGGGGGCUGCGGCUGUGCCUGGGGCGGGACUUCGCCUACUACCAGAUGAAGUUCGUCGCCGCAUCCAUCCUGCACCGCUACCGGGUGGAGGUGGCGGCCGACCACCCCGUGGAGCCCAAGAUAGCGCUCACCUUGUACAUGAAGCACGGCCUGCUGGUCACCCUCCGCCGGAGAGACGAAGCUUAGCUCCCCGAGAAGUAAAAGAGUGGAGAAGACGAAUUAAGCCAAGCUAAUGGCGUAGUACCCGUGCAAGUGUGAAAAGUAUGUCGUAGUAUUGUUGUGUUUCUGUGCGAUCGAUAUUGGACGCGUGCAAGUAUGAAAAGUAUGCUGUAGUAUCCCAAGAUUGGAGUGACCGUGAUAGCAAGAAGUAUAUCAUAUCUUUAAUGUCUGUACUUUUAUUUAA
Messenger RNA from Musa acuminata subsp. malaccensis (wild Malaysian banana), 2367 nucleotides. RefSeq names its product cytochrome P450 86B1-like. NCBI's taxonomy places the organism in Eukaryota, Viridiplantae, Streptophyta, Magnoliopsida, Zingiberales, Musaceae. Gene Ontology annotation, molecular function: monooxygenase activity; iron ion binding; oxidoreductase activity, acting on paired donors, with incorporation or reduction of molecular oxygen. The record is from RefSeq and is a predicted model, not a curated record.